CGCCACAGCACAGGCAGCACAGUCGCGAAUUGACAACAAAAUUACGCGAUAAACAAACCGAAUUUGCUGCCCGCUGUCCAAUAUGAGUGCGUCGGCCAGCACGUCAGCGGCAGCGUCUCAGGACGCCUGCUAUAUAUCGCUUCUUGGCCUAGCGGAAUACUUUCGCACUUCGCAACCGCCAAACAUCAAGAAAUGUAUCCAGUGUCUUCAAGCUCUCUUCACGUUUAUGCCGCCAUCGAAGGUCGAAGCAAGAACGCAUCUGCAGAUGGGUCAAAUACUAAUGGCAUACACCAAGAACAUCGAUCUGGCGCGCCAGCACUUGGAGAAGGCAUGGAGCAUAUCCGAACCGCUGCCCAACUUUGAUGUAAAGUUUGACACCGCCUCGUUGCUCGCCCAAUUGCAUCUGCAAACGGACAUGAACUCACACCAAGCGAAAGCGAUGUUGCGGCGAGCCGUGGAACUAUCGCAGAACAACGUCUAUUGGCACUGUAAACUUUUGCUUCAGUUGGCCCAAAUACACGCCAGCGAUCGUGAAUACUCACUGGCGUCCGACCUGUUGGCUGUGGGCGCGGAAAGUGCCGACGAGGCGAGCGCCACGUACCUGAAAGUGCUGUUCCUUCUGUCACGCGCCAUGAUCCUUAUGAUUGAGCGCAAGACCAACGAUGUGCUCGCUUUGCUUAACUCAGCCGGCCAGAUUAUUGACAACAACAUACCCAAUCCUCACCAGAAAGAAUACCUCAAGGUUUUCUUUCUAGUGCUGCAGGUAUGCUAUUACCUCGCCCUGGGUCAGGUGAAAACUGUGAAGCCCAGUCUCAAACAGCUGCAAAUGUCCAUACAGACGAUAAUGGCGCCAAAUUGGCCAUCGGAUGAAGCGAUUUUCGGAGCAAAUCAACUUGAGAUGUUCGUGUGGUUACCCAAAGAGCAGCUUUACGUUCUGGUCUACUUAGUAACCGUCUCGCAUUCAAUGAUGGCAGGUUACAUGGACAAGGCUCAAAAGUACACGGAAAAGGCGCUUACCCAGAUCGAGAAGCUUAAGCAGCAGGAGGAUAAACCGAUUCUGUCCGUAUUUAAGGUGAUUCUGUUGGAGCAUAUUGUGAUGUGCCGAAUGGUAAUGGGAAACCGAGAACUGGCCAUCCGGGAAAUAGCCGCCGCGAGAGACGUUUGUCUGGCGGCACCUCAACGUAGCCUGCUACGGCGCCACUCCGCCCAGCUGCACUGCCUUAUUGGUCUGUACUCCAUGUCCACCAGUUUCUUUGAGCAUGCAGAGCGGCAGUUUGUAGUGUGCGUAAGUGAGACCACCGAGCGGGACCUGAAGCUUUUUGCCAACCUCAACCUAGCGAUCAUUUACCUCCGCACCAAAAGGGACGCGGACCUAAAGCAAAUUUUGGAUGCAGUGUCUACGGAAAACACACACACGUACAGUAGUCAAGCGCUGAUGGGCGGCUUUUACUACGUCCAGGGCCUGCACGCCUUUCACAAAAACAGCUUCCACGAGGCCAAACGCUUUUUGCGCGAAACACUGAAGAUGGCAAACGCCGAAGACCUGAACCGGCUGACCAGUUGCUCUUUGGUAUUGCUCUCGCACGUCUUCCUUAGCAUCGGAAACUCGAAAGAAAGCAUGAAUAUGGUGACACCGGCCAUGCAACUGGCCAGCAAAAUACCCGAUAUUCACGUGCAGCUUUGGGGAUCGGCAAUUCUCAAGGACCUGCAUCGUAUGUCAAAGGAUGUACAGCACGAAAAGGAUGCUUAUGCCAACCAUGUAAAAUACUCGGAGAACCUGAUUGCUGACCAGCGCAAGUGCGUUCAAAGUGCGCAUCACGAGCUUGUAAAUUGGUUCCAGGGCGAUCCUCCUGUCACGAGCGGUCCGCCUGCCGCCGCCGUCCUGCAUAUGCCCGAGUCCUCCGUCGCAACAUCAGUCGCCGUCAUCGCCUCCACAUCAACAGCCAUGCAGCAGGCGGGGCAGUACAGUCAGUUCUACUAGCAAUGAGAUGAUGAUGCAAUGUACUAUUUAAGCUUUUAUUUUUAUCUACAACAUAGCGACUAAGUUAAGACUAAAGAUGUUCUAAAGUUGUGAAUUUGUCCUAAACUGUGUUCCCAAGGGGGAAGAGUAGACGGAAAAUGGACGAGUUGUACGAUGCGAAACAUAGGGAAAAUAGAUGAUCUUAAAGUA
Molecule: messenger RNA, 2170 nt
Organism: Drosophila eugracilis
Lineage: Eukaryota; Metazoa; Arthropoda; Insecta; Diptera; Drosophilidae
Gene: Mau2
Product: MAU2 chromatid cohesion factor homolog
Exons: 2
Coding region: 83-1981 (632 amino acids)
Biological process (GO): maintenance of mitotic sister chromatid cohesion; mitotic sister chromatid cohesion
Cellular component (GO): chromatin; SMC loading complex
Molecular function (GO): double-stranded DNA binding; protein binding
Source: RefSeq, a predicted model, not a curated record